AUGCCCGCUCUACCGCAUUUUGUCAGCAGCGCGCCGGGAGCUGCGCUCGAGCACUUGGCGGCUGCUGCCACCCUCAUGGGCCGCGACCUUUCAGGAACAGCAUCCGAACUGGCAAAACGCAUCAACAUCCCUUACAACAGCACCAGCCCUGCGGGUCUGAUAGAGGCCAAUACCGUGGAUCCAUGGAACAACAGCGGGAAAUACGCACUGGGCAUGGUCUACUUCUGCGUCAUCUUGCUGUUCAUCUCGUCGUGCUUGCGCUCCUACCACUUUUUCACCGACAGGGUUCGCGCUGCGUUACAUCACGAAGAGGUACUGAAGUCGUCGACCACCGCAUCACCUGAUUCGGACUACGAGAUGUCAGUGCUGUAUACUGACAAAUCAACCAACAAGUUCUUCCCACGCAAUGGUGAGCUGCCUCAGCCUGCCAAAGUGCAGUCGUCAGUCUCGUCCUUCGCGCCUCUCAACAAUCUGAUCGCCUUGUUCCGUUUCCUCUUCUACCAUCCAUUGCCGCAGAUCAAUGUCAAGAAGGGUUGGAGGCCGAUUGUCUUUCCGUCUCUUGGCGUUGUCUGCGUCAUGUGUGCUGCGCUGGUCUUCACCAUCCUGUACACCUUCAUUCCUCAGCCGCUCUUCUGGGAAAGCAUACAAUAUGGGUCGCCGCCUAUGGCGAUCCGUUCCGGCAUGCUCGCUGUUUCCCUGAUGCCUUGGAUCAUUGCUCUGAGCAUGAAGGCGAACUUCGUUUCGCUCCUUACCGGCAUCGGCCACGAGCGGCUGAACGUUCUCCACCGCUGGGGAGCGUAUUUGAUGCUCAUUUUGAGCAUCAUCCACACGGUCCCGUUCUAUGUAACGCCGGUCUGGGAAGAUGGAGCACUUCCGCUAUACCAGGCUCUGGUGAAGGGCCCGCAUUUCUAUACCUACGGCACAGGACUCGCCGCGCUUGUACCUCUUGCCUUUCUGUGCAUUCAUUCCCUCCCUCAACUGAGGGGCUGGAUGUACGAGCUGUUCGUUGUUGUUCACGUUCCGGUGUCUAUGGUCUUUCUUGGCAUGCUGUUCUGGCACUGCAACAAUUACCUCAACUCUUGGCAUUUUCUGUUUUCCACUCUCGCCAUCUGGGUAUCUUCCUACAUAUACCGACUCUUCUACCUGAAUUGGACCAACCCGAAAAGGAUGUCCUGGUUGAUUGGAGAGGAAGCCGCUGUCACGAUCAUGCCGGAAAACGCCAUCAAAGUAACCAUUCCCACGCAAAAGAGGUGGAGGCCAGGCCAAUACGUUUACUUGCGCAUGCCUGGCAUUGCAGUGUUUGAGAACCACCCUUUCACCAUUGCUUCUCUCUGCAGCAAGGACUUCCCUUCCAGCUAUGGCGAAGACUACAGAGAUAUGGUUUUGGUCUUCCGGCCGUUUGGAGGAUUCACACACAAGGUUCUGUUGAGUGCCAUCGAGAGGGGACCCUGGCACACGUACCGUGCUUUUAUCGACGGACCCUACGGUGGGAUGCAACGCCGUCUGGAUUCGUUCGAUCACGUCGUUCUGGUUGCUGGUGGCAGUGGUAUAACUGCGAUUGUGAGCCAGCUACUGGAUCUUAUCAAGAGGAUGAGAGAUGGAAAGGCGGUUACGAAGAGUGUGCAGGUUGUGUGGGCAUUGAAGCGGCCGGAGACGAUGGAAUGGUUCAAAGAGGAGCUCAGGAUUUGCAGGGAAUUCGCACCGCCGGACUCGGUGCAAUGCCAGUUUUUCAUCACGGCGGCCAAACGACUCGCCCGGUCGGGACAACUUGUCAGCGCGCAAACGCCAACACGACCAAUGAGCAUGUUCUUCCACGACAAAGUCAACGACGCCUUCCAAGACAUUGCUGACAAGCGGUUCUCAGGUGUGUCAGCUUUCAAGAGACAUUCGGCGUUAAUAGCAGACGAGGCGCAAGGCAACCCGGACCGCGAAAAGGAGCUCCGUUCGGAAAACGAAGAUGCCAUUACUGCACUGCCGCAAGCGCACAUGGUUCCUGUCGGCCGUGGACUCGGAGUCGUAACCCCUGACGGUCAACUUUCCCCUCCCACGUCUCCACGUUUAGCCAACAGACCGGAACCAGCUGAACGGAAGACGCUCGCAGAAAAACGCCGGUCCCGCAAUCUCUCCUUGGACAUUGCUACAGCGGUUGCAAACAACCCGGCCUUGGACGCGGAGGCUGCGCAACCGGCAACACAACAGGCAUUCGAUUUCGGCUUCCCAUCGACGCCGACCGAGUUCCAGAAGAAUCUAAUGCGUUUCGCGUUCCUUCCGGCAGCGGUAAAGAAGAAGGACGGGUGGAGCACCGAGUACGGUCGGCCGCAGAUUCCGUACAUGCUGCGUCAGUUCAGCAAGGACUUCGGACGCCGGACUUGUGUAUUUGUGUGCGGACCACCCAGCAUGCGCAUCGAUGUCAGCCACACGGUGGCACAGCUGCAGAAGGAGGUGUGGAGCGAUCCGGACAAGGACGAGAUUUACUUGCAUGCCGAGAAUUACGCCAUCUGA
Molecule: messenger RNA, 2502 nt
Organism: Diplodia corticola
Lineage: Eukaryota; Fungi; Ascomycota; Dothideomycetes; Botryosphaeriales; Botryosphaeriaceae
Product: metalloreductase transmembrane component
Exons: 2
Coding region: 1-2502 (833 amino acids)
Biological process (GO): iron ion transport; copper ion import; intracellular iron ion homeostasis
Cellular component (GO): plasma membrane
Molecular function (GO): ferric-chelate reductase activity
Source: RefSeq, a predicted model, not a curated record